AUGUUGGAUGACCUUGAUUUUGAGGCCACAAAUCUGAAACUGAAUCUUUCAAAUUCAAGGCCAAUAGGCAAGGUCAAGGCUAAGACAGGACCCAUACGUUACUUUGAAAGUUGGAUGUCUUCAAGAGUGUCUCCAAACAUAUCUGACCUAGUUCCUGCAGAUGGAAAUUGUUCAUACGGUAUUCACUGGGUCUGGGUUUCUAUGGGACAAUGUGUAAUGGAUGCUCGUGGUGGUUUUGCUCUAUUCUGUGGAUUUGUCUGCUUAGUUAUUUGGAUUGCAGUGGGAAUACCUCAAAUAAUUGAGAAUUUUCGAACAGGAAUUCCAGACAAGGCUCUUUCAUUUGGUUUCUUAUCACUUUGGACUUUUGGUGAUGUUUGCAACUUGAUAGGCUGUUUUUUAACUCAUCAACUCAUUAUGCAGAUUGUUGUAACAGGCUACUGUAUUGUUAGCGACUUGGUUCUUGUGUUUCAAUUCAUCUAUUACAAACUUCGACACCAGGCUAUUUUACGUCAAAUGGCUACCAUCUUGAAAGAGGGUCAAGUAUCUCCCGUCAGAAGUGCUUCACCUACUAGUUCUGAUGACUUAGAACAAACUGACAGACCUGAAGAACAUCGAAGACUUCCUGUUUCUUUUAUUGGUGUAACAGGGUUAACUUUGGCAGCUCUUACAAUAACCUCUAUCGGAAGUUUAUUCGAUAUUAAUAUACCUCAACAACAGAUCACUGGUAAAAUCCCCUACCAAUCGAGAAGACUAUUGGAAUGGAAAGAAUAUGAGUUGAGUGAUACUAGAAUACUGGAUUCAGACCCUUUAGAUGGGGUAGUCACUAAAGUGGGUUAUACUCUUGGAUGGAUUUCUACAUGUUUGUACCUGUUUUCCAGACUACCACAAUUAUUUCGCAAUUGGAAACGUAAAUCUACUGUAGGUCUUUCAUUAUUCAUGUUCUAUAUGACUGUGACGGGUAAUUUGUCUUACGGUGCCCAAAUCUUUCUAUCAUCCACUGAAAGAAACUACUUAAUUCGAGCUGUACCAUGGAUAAUUGGGAGUUUUGGAGUGGUUUUAUUAGAUAUGUUCAUACUGUUUCAGUUCUGUCUUUAUCGAUCAAGACAACGUCAAGAUGACAGUCAUGGCAACGUGAAUCAUGAUCAAACGAAUUUAUUAGACUCAAAUGAUAAUCAAACUGAAGUUGUCUAA
This is a messenger RNA of Heterobilharzia americana, 1191 nucleotides long. Lineage: Eukaryota; Metazoa; Platyhelminthes; Trematoda; Strigeidida; Schistosomatidae. The record is from the annotation of a GenBank genome assembly.